CAUCACCAAAUCUUCGACCAAAUCUUUUCACGCCAAACUUUACGACAACGAUUGCACUGAUAACCAUCAGGUCAGUAACAUGCGAACACCAAUAUCUGGAUAGCAUCAUUCUCGGAUACCGCGAUCAGAGUUUAUUUGGAGAAGAUGGCAGAAUGUGGAAAUGAGAUGAUGGAUGGUCGAGACUUGGGUUGGAUCGCACACAGGAAUUUCACGAAUCUCUGCUGCUACGAAUCUGCGCAACCUCGAUACUGUACCUUACCAAUCGCAUCGUUAUCUUCCUCUCGAACACUCUGAUCGUGGAACGAGUCUGGUAUCUUCAUGGCUUGACCCUCUCCUUCAAUUCCCUUUACGCCCUUCUCUCCUCCAAGCAGCUCUAGCUAACACUACGCAUCUUCACAGAAACCGCAAUCAUGGGUAUCAGUCGUGAUAGCAGACACAAGCGCAGUGCCACCGGUGCCAAGCGUGCCUAUUACCGUGCGUAGUAAAAAGCCCAUGUGUCUCUGACAUAUGUUCCAACCUGAAAACUAAGACUUUUGCAGGGAAGAAGCGCGCUUUUGAAGCCGGACGUCAAGAAUCCAACACCCGUAUCGGAACCAAGAGAAUCCACCUUGUCCGCACCCGAGGUGGAAACCGAAAAUUCCGUGCCCUCCGUCUCGAAGCCGGUAACUUUUCAUGGGGAUCUGAGGGAAUUGCCCGCAAGGUCCGUGUGAUCGUUGUCGUUUUCCAUCCUUCCAACAACGAGUUGGUCCGAACCAACACCCUCACCAAAUCCUCCGUUGUCCAGAUCGAUGCCGCUCCUUUCCGACAAUGGUACGAGGCACACUACGGUCAGAACUUGGGACGUAGACGUCAAGCCAAGGUUGAGGAGCCAGUGAAGAAGAGCAAGAGUGUCGACGCGAAGCACGCUGAGAGAUUCGCCGCUGCAGGAAAGGUCGAGCCAGCCUUGGAGAAGCAAUUCGAGGCCGGUCGCCUUUUUGCCGUUGUCUCUUCGAGACCAGGACAGAGUGGACGUGUCGAUGGUUAUAUUCUCGAGGGAGAGGAGUUGGCUUUCUACCAAAAACAACUCAGAAAGUAA
Messenger RNA from Hymenoscyphus albidus, 1075 nucleotides. NCBI's taxonomy places the organism in Eukaryota, Fungi, Ascomycota, Leotiomycetes, Helotiales, Helotiaceae. The record is from the annotation of a GenBank genome assembly.